UCCCGUUCUGGCUUUCUUCUCAUCCCAUUCUCUUUGCUUCAAGGUUCCAGUCUCUUCUCCGCUGCAGCUGUCGCUUGCGCCAUUCUUUUCUUCGUCUCUACGAGUCCAUUCAUUGCAAGCCCUGGUGGUUAGCUUUUUUAAAAGUUUCAGUCUCUACUAUUCCACCAAACCCCAAACCACCAACUCUCUUUUCCAAAACUUCAACGUCAACUCAUCUCAUCAUGCGUUCCUCAUUCACCUCCCUCCUGGCCGUUGCCGCCACCAUCCCCGCCGCUCUGGCUCAUUACAACUUCGAGUCUCUCAUUGUCAAUGGUAACACUACCGGCGCCUAUGAGUAUGUUCGCCAGACCACCAACUCCAACUCUCCCAUCGCCGAUGUCACCUCCCAGGACAUGAUUUGCAACCAGGGUGGCCUCGACGCCGAUAUCAUGGCCAAGACCAGCACCCACUCUGUCUCUCCCGGUGAUGAAGUUGGCUUUGCCGUCAACGUGGAGAUUGGUCACCCCGGUCCCCUGGCUGUCUACAUGAGCAAGGCUCCCGAUGGCACCGAGGCCAACGCCUACAAGGGUGAUGGUGACUGGUUCAAGGUGUACUCGCUCACCACCAGCUCCAUCACUGAUGCCGGUCUCCAGUGGGCUACCUACGUUAACAACGCUGGUAUCCACAACUUCACCUUCGCCCUGCCCGAGGAUCUGGCGCCCGGAAACUACCUGAUGCGUGCUGAGCACAUUGCUCUCCACGCCGCCGGUUCCGCGGGCGGUGCCCAGUUCUACAUGGGCUGUGCCCAGCUCAAGGUCGAGGGAUCUGGCUCUGGCACUCCCACCGACGUUGUCUCGUUCCCCGGUGCCUACGACGGCACGGAGCCCGGUAUCCUCAUCAACCUCUACUACCCUGCUCCCACCAGCUACACUGCUCCCGGCCCUGCCGUCUGGCCCAAGAACUGCGAGGACCACACUGCCAACUUUGAGGGCCAGACCAGCGACGGUGACUGCACUGGCAGUGACGCCAGCGACUCCGGCUCCGACAGCUCUGCCAGCGAGUCUCCCGUUGCUGCCACUUCUGCUGCCGCCGCUGCCUCUUCCACUGUCGCCGUCGUCGCUACCAGCACUCCCGCUGCUGCUGAGGAGACUCCCGCCGCGACCACUCCCGCUGCGGUCCCUGCCACCACCGCCGUUGAGCAGGUUGCUUCCAGCGCCGUCGUGUCUGAGGCCCCUGCUGCCACCGCCACCACCUCGCCCAGCUGCGCCGCCAAGCGAAGCCUCCGCAAGGCCCAGCGUGCCGCCAAGCGUGCUGCCAAGCGCGCUCUUAAGGAGAAGCGAGCGCUUUAAGUGAUUUUAUGAGUUCUCGAGAUGUUUUGAUUGAAGGGGCUGCUACCUGAAGCAAGGUACAUGUUUUCUUGUAAAUAGUGGUGAUCGCUGUCACUGUACGCCAGUGUAAGCCUAUGUAUAAAAUAUGAAAGAAACCAAUAUCGG
Messenger RNA from Ilyonectria robusta, 1472 nucleotides. Its product is annotated as glycosyl hydrolase family 61-domain-containing protein. The coding region runs from base 222 to 1328 and encodes 368 amino acids. The record is from RefSeq and is a predicted model, not a curated record. Lineage: Eukaryota; Fungi; Ascomycota; Sordariomycetes; Hypocreales; Nectriaceae. The transcript has a single exon.